Messenger RNA from Podospora anserina S mat+, 855 nucleotides. RefSeq lists its product as uncharacterized. Bases 1 to 855 code for a protein of 284 amino acids. The record is from RefSeq and is a predicted model, not a curated record. NCBI's taxonomy places the organism in Eukaryota, Fungi, Ascomycota, Sordariomycetes, Sordariales, Podosporaceae. The transcript is spliced from 2 exons.
AUGACGGACAGCAACGACCCACCAACAACAGCAACCUACACCCAGUUCGCCUGCAUCGGCGCAGGCUUCUCAGGCAUCGGCCUCGGCGCCACCCUGAAGCUCAAACACAACAUCACCGACAUCCGCAUCUUUGAACGAGAAGCUGAGCUGGGCGGCACCUGGCAUCUGAACCAAUAUCCCGGCAGAAUAACAUUUUGCUCGUCGGUCCAAAAAUGCGAAUGGCUUCCCAGCCCCAUCUCCCGAUGGCGACUGACGGUCCUCUCCCACAACGCCAUCUCCCACCACGAAUGCCAGUUUCUUUUUUCCGGAACUGGGAUUCUGUUCCAUCCGAAAACAUCCUCUUUUUUCUCCCUCCCGGGUGCCGGGUCGUUUUCUGGGACGGUGAUGCAUUCUGCUAGGUGGGACCACAGUGUUGACCUCGACAACAAAAAGGUGAUGUUGUUUGGGAACGGGUGUUCCGCUUCGCAGAUUGUACCGGCGUUGCUUGGGAGGAGCAACAACGCUGAGGUUUGCUCUUCCGGACGUGACUAUAAUGUUGAUAAGAUAACGCAGUUUGUCCACUCGAGGCAUUAUGUCAUUCCCUCCUUGGCAGAGCUUUUUCCUUUGGCGCUUCUGGAACGGCUGCCGCGCGGGCUUCAGAGAUUGUUGUGUAUCUUGAUUGGGGAGAUGGAUUUCAUCGCGAUGAGGGAGAACAAGGUUGGGAGGUGGAUCAGACGGAAAAAAACGGAGGACGUGAAAAGGUAUAUGAGGGAGACGGUGCCGGAGAGGUAUAGCGAUUUGGUGGUGCCGGAGGGGGUUGAGUUUGGAUACAAGAGACGGGUGUAUGACCCGGGGGUAUUUGAGGGCGUUGCAUGA